AUCAUCAUUUAAACUUUAUAAUACCUCGCCCUUAAAUGCGAAAUAAAGGAAGUAAACCAGUAUUUCAUAAGACGUUAAUGCGCAAUAGUCAAUGGAUAUAAAAAAGAUCUGAUAGUUUGUGAAGGAGUAUUAAAACUUUUCUGACCACGUAAUGUUGCGGUCAGUUGUGUCCGCGGUGGUGUUGGGUUUAGUUCUUCACUAUGCCAUGAAAUACAGAGACUGGGCAGGAUUUAGCAUAAAUAUCAUACCCAAAGUUCGCCCUGGACCGUGCCACUAUGCUCGGAAAGAUGGCGGGACGGAAGACCUGACCUACAUUGGAGAUGGUAUUUUUAUAGCGUCUGGCGGAUACAAAUGGAACAGCGACCGCGGUGAAAUUUUAUCCAUCGACGUCAACGAUGAGACGUCAGUUAUGACGCCGCUAACAAUCACAGACGCACCAAAUAGUGACGGCUUCAUGGUUCGGUGUCACGGAAUAUCAGCUUGGAGGGAUCCAGAGUCCGGCACUAUAUACCUGUACGUAUUAACCCAUCCUGAGUCGGCUGAUCGCGUGGAAGUGUUCGAGGUCGUCCUGAAGGGACUUCAUCUUAGACAUAUUCGCUCCAUUGUUGACCCAAGCUUCACAUUCAUGAAAGACCUUGUAGCGGUGGGCCGCGACCAGUUCUACAUAACGCGCUACAACUGGUUCCGGUCGUUCGUGUGGAUCCGCCUCUCACACUGGCUCCACAUCCCGGAAGGCCCCAUCCUGUUUUACGACGGAGGUCAGGUGAUGCGCGCUCUCCCGGACUCAUACUUCCUACCGAACGGCAUAAACGCAUCUCCAGAUAAAAAGACAAUAUACAUGGCCGAAUUGGGCACAAAAACAAUCCACGCAUUACAGAGGGAUGACAGUAACAAGUUGACAACAACAUGGAAAGAGUACGUGGACUCGGCUGUGGACAAUAUAGAAGUUGACAAGGAUACGGGGGACCUGUGGAUCGGCUCUCAUCCCAUCACUUUUAGGAUUGUGGACUUCUUCGGGUGGUUCGGAAAAAUACCGGCAUCACAGGUUCUACGAAUAAAGAUACGUGAUGGUGUGAUGACGUCAUUAGAAGAAAUUUACGCAGACGACGGUGACGAGCUUAAUGCGUCGACGGUGGCGGCAUACGGAGCCGGGAAACUUGUCAUUGGGAGUCUGUUCACACAAACUGUCGUCUGUGAUGUCAAAUACUUGACGAAAUAAUUAGAAAUGUGCUGUUUUCUUGUUGUUGCUUGAUGUUUAAUAGAGCUAGACAACCAUAUACACAUUCUUUAUCUCAAACAAAACUUGUAUGUACCUUAUUUGUUUAUAUUAUAAAUGCAUAAACCAAUGCAUAUUUUAUUACAGAAAAAAUGCAAUGCUAAGAAACAAACACACCAGGCGAGUGUUAAUUGCUUGAAUUAAGACACCGAGGCAAUAGUAGUCUAACCAUCAUCCAUUACGUACAAAGAUUACAUACCAUCAAAUAAAGUGAUUAUAUAUUCUAUAGCAAAUAGAUCAAUUUGAACACGGAUUAAUUGAUUUCACGACCGCCAACAGUCCAACAUCAUGUAAGGGAAGAAAGCUUCACAUGUGUUCUAAAUAUUAAGGUACGUUUACCAUGUGAAAAAAUAAAAUUAGUUGAACGUAACAAUUUUAUAUUCGAAAAGUGUCCCAACUCAGGCGGAUGAGAAGAAAAUGUAAACAACAAGAAUACUAUGUUAAAAUCACAAACCAUUCAGCUUCAAAGUGAUAUGAAAUAACCAUGCUUCAGUUCAGUGGAACGUGUUUAAAAGAAACGCUUGUACACUAAGUUUGGUUUUAUCUGCCCUAUACCCUGUUCUGUUAUGAAAUGAAAUGUUAUUAUUUGGAAACUGAAAAAAGCAAUAAUUUUCUUAUUAAAACGUGUAUGACAAGCAAUAAAUUACUGAAAAUGUUUAUAUAAACUAACUUUUGAUAAAAGGAAUAAAAAUGUUCGAAAAAAUACAAUGAAAUUAUUUGUAGCAACAACGACCUUAACUGGAAGGAAAACGCGUUAAAGAGGCAUGCAACGUACUGUAAUAGUAAUAUAAUGAUUAUAAUUCAUAGAACUAUGAUCAGUCUUUUUUAAUCGCACGAGACAUUGUGCAAAUCAAUCCUUGUCAAUAUUUUCUGUAAGAAGUAUAAACAAACAGCGACCGUGACCAUGAAGCGAAGUGUGUAAAAGUGAUUUGCACAGAUGCUCGAAAACAACCGAGGCUUGGUGGAUAAUAUAUACUAACACCUUUAGAGAUUGGCUGGGUCGCUAUGAUUUAUCUAAUUGAACAAAAUGCAAAUUCAUGAUUUUAAAGGAUUGGAUAAGAACAUUUUCAAUACUUUGUAUACAAUCUCAUUUUGAACAUCAAUAGUUAAGAUAGGGGAAGUUAUCAUAAUUUUUAUAUACACUUUGCUUGUAUGCUUGUAUCGAUUAAUUACCCUGAUACAACUCAUGCCUUUCUUGUAUGUUAUGUAUUUUGACGGUGGCCUUUAAUUGCUGAAUAAACUGUUGACUUGA
Mya arenaria is the source of this 2528-nucleotide messenger RNA. RefSeq names its product serum paraoxonase/arylesterase 2-like. NCBI's taxonomy places the organism in Eukaryota, Metazoa, Mollusca, Bivalvia, Myida, Myidae. The coding region runs from base 152 to 1219 and encodes 355 amino acids. Gene Ontology annotation, molecular function: arylesterase activity. The transcript has 9 exons. The record is from RefSeq and is a predicted model, not a curated record.